AUGGCGCAGUCUUCGUUGAAGCAAGUGAUCAACUUCGGAGCUGGACCGGCCAAGAUCCCCAAACAGGUCCUAGAACAGGUUAAAGAUGAACUCUUGGAUUGUGGUUGCGGUAUUAGCGUUAUGGAACUCAGUCACCGGUCAUCCGAGUACACAGCCAUCAACAACCGAGCUAUUGACUUGUACAGAGAACUACUUGACAUCCCAGAAAACUAUAAAAUAUUAUUGAUGCAAGGAGGAGGAACCGGUGCUUUUGCUUCAGUAGCGUUGAACUUAUUGCACAGAGGUGCAAAAGCUGACUACAUUUUGACAGGCGUUUGGUCCACUAAAGCUGCUAAAGAAGCGUCUAAAUACUUAAAAGUAAAUCAUGUGUUUCCAAAACCGGAGAAAUUUAAUGGUAUUCCCGAUCAAUCUACAUGGAAACUAGACCCAGAAGCUGCAUACGUGUAUUAUUGUGAUAAUGAAACCGUGAACGGAGUUGAAUUUCCUUUCAUUCCCGAGACAAAUGGUGUACCAUUGGUAUGUGACAUGUCAUCCAACAUUAUGACGAAGGUAUUUGACGUGACCAAGUUUGGUGUGGUGAUAGCUUGUGCGCAGAAAAACCUCGGUCCCGCGGGUAUAACUGCAAUUAUUAUACGUGAAGACCUUCUAGGAAAACCGAGCCCGCUUUGCCCACAAGUUUUCGACUACACAUUGUUCACUCAAGAAAAUUCAUUGCUUAACACACCUCCAACAUUUAUAGUUUAUAUUUUUUCGCUCGUAUUACAAUGGGUGAAAAAUCAAGGAGGACUUGUUGCUAUGGAAGCUAACUCAAAGGCAAAAAGCGAACUUUUAUACAAUGUCAUAGAAAACUCUCGAGGCUUUUAUUCAUGUCCGGUGGCUAAGGACUCCAGAAGCCGCAUAACCGUUCCGUUCUGCCUUGGUGCAGGAGCUGAGGCUGACAAGCAGUUUCUAAAAGAAGCACAAGACUUAGGGUUUUUACAGCUUAAAGGACACAGAUUGGUGGGAGGUGUUCGAGCAGCCAUGUAUAAUGCCAUGACUUUAGACGAAGUAACAAUUCUAGUUGAAUUUAUGACUAAGUUCCAUGAACGAAAUCCACAAUAUUCCGCUUAA
This is a messenger RNA of Macrosiphum euphorbiae (potato aphid), 1110 nucleotides long. The record is from the annotation of a GenBank genome assembly. Lineage: Eukaryota; Metazoa; Arthropoda; Insecta; Hemiptera; Aphididae.